Molecule: messenger RNA, 2759 nt
Organism: Gigantopelta aegis
Lineage: Eukaryota; Metazoa; Mollusca; Gastropoda; Neomphalida; Peltospiridae
Product: tropomyosin-like
Exons: 9
Coding region: 83-1243 (386 amino acids)
Source: RefSeq, a predicted model, not a curated record
CGUCAUCCUUCCCAACAUGUAAACAAAUGUUAGAACUGUGAUUGUCCCAUUCGUGUCGAGUUGCUCAACUUUUACUCGGACAAUGUCUGCCGGUACAACAGAAAUACUAAAGAGUCUGCAGAAUAAGUUGCAGGAUGUUAGUCGGCUGUCAAAGACACUACAGGACAGUGCUAAGAAACUUGAUAAUGCCAAGAAGGAGAAGGAUUCUAAUACUGUUAAAGACAGUUUGCAGAAGCAGCUACAGCAGUCAACACUAUUGUUUGACCAGAUUCAGGAGAAAAUCCACACUUUACAAGAACAACUUGCUGGUGACCAAGAUGCCUUACCUAGCACAAAGAAAGACCAAUCUAGCUCCAAAACAGAUGAAUCAUCUGAGAAGAAAAGUCCUACCAAGGCAAAACUGACUCCUGAAGAACAGGAAAUUGCAUAUGAGCAUAAGGCUCAAAUGAUGCGGAACCUUGAAGGGCCAAACAGGAAUUUACAAACUGAGCUUAUCCUGCAAGAACGUAUGAAUGAGGUCAAGCAUCUGAACCAUCAGAACCGCAAACUUCAUGAAGAGUGCAAACUCUCACAGAUCAAUGCAAUGAAACUUGUCCAAAAGUUUGAACGGAAAGCUAAAGAAAUGGAUAACAAAAUAAAAGCAAUGGAACAAGAGCUGAUUAAAUCUGGUCAACUUGCCCAAAGGUAUAAGGACAUGUAUAUGCAGGAACGACAGAAGAACAGAGAAAAGCAGCAAGACGACAGGAAGAAUGAGUCUGCUGACAAAGAGAUGGUGGAUGCAAACGAGACGGAAAAGACUACUAUCAUUAUGACUCAGCCUGGUUCAGACAGUUUCAUGGGCAGUUCAGUCAGAGUGAAUGAUGUCAUUCGACGAAAUGAGCAUCUAGUAGAACAAAAUGCUGCACUUCGGAGAGAAAUUGACAGAUUGAAACAUGACAAUGCAGAACUACUGAAGAAAGCAAAGCAUGCAAUGGAAAAUGCACAUGACUUGAUGCAACAUCUAAACACAAGUGAAAUGGCGAAAGCAGAUUUGCUGAAGAAGUUUAACCAUGAACGAGCACAGCACAACCAACUGAAAAAGAGUCUUAAUAAGCAGGCUUCUGAUUGGAUCAGCAGUAAAAGAGAACAGCAGCAAUUGCAAGAAGACAUACGUUUCCGAUUGAUCAGUCCCAUCACACCAUAUGGAGGUUGUCCUAGCAAUACCUACCAAUCCAAUAAGAUGCAGUACGAGAGCAGGGCGUAAAUUAAAUCUGUUUUUAUCUGGAGGUUCUUGCUGCUGUUUUACAGAAAGAAGCCAUUCUUGAAGUCUGGGAUUUUGUUUGUUGGUACCUUAUUUAUUUGUGGUAUAAAACACAGAUGACAGUGACUUGAAUUUAAAACUAAUAGUAUAGAAUAAUUUUGUAAUCUUAUAAUUAUUAAUGUUUAAAAAAAAAAAAAGUUGUGUCUGAAAUGUUUGUGCCAUUUUGAUGUACAUAUGUGUGUAGUUUUAUACUUGUAUGGUGAAAGUAGCUUACAUAUAGUCCAUGAGCUAGACCUGGGAUGUUUAGGUUUGACAACCAAAUCGAGGGACUGAAAGCCACUAUGAUUUUCAAUUAGCUUGAUGUCUGAACUGUACGACAAUAUGUGAUGGCAAUUUCAGAAGCCCAGCUAAAUAUAGGGCCGUAGCUAGCAGGAAAAAAUUAUAGAAACUUAAAAAAAAUUCUCUUCUUGACCGUUUAAUGAGUUUUAGACUAUUAACUACUCAGUUAUAUACUUAUGGAAACUUUACUAUUAAGUUUUUCAUAACAUCAUCUUUAUUGAAAAUUACCAAAACUAGUUGUGCCUCACUUUUGUCACAAGUGAAACCUUGUGCAUGAAUACCAAGCCUUAUUACAGCCAAACAGUUUGCACGCCUGGUGAAAAACCAAAUGUAUUUUUUUUAAUAACUCUAGCUAAAGAAUGUACUUCAUAUUACAAAUAUUUGUUCUUCAAACAUGGAUUGAUGCAAAAACAACAAGCGAACUCUCUUCUUGACAGGGUACACAAGGGAGCGAACUAUAUACUGCUACCUUACAAGUUAGCAUACAUCAGAAAUUAGCCACUUUUUUAAAGGGGUGGUGAAAUCAAAUGCAAGCCUUAUCUGUUGGAAAGAUGCUUACCCGGAUCACCAACACAUACAGUUUAAAAAAUGAAAAACACAUAAUUUUAGUAUUAAUAAAAAUAAAAAAACUUGAUUAUUUCUGCUAACGGUGGGCAGACAUUUUGUUUUUUUCAUCACAUCCGGUACUCUUAACUUGGCAGGAAGUGAUGUCAGCACUUCACUUUGAUCCAGUUAAUAUAAUAAACUAUUGAACUAAAUAUAUUUAAAUUUCCAUUUACAGAAUUAAAUGGGGUUAUAGUAUUUUUCCCUCUGAAAAAAAUCCAAAGAAAAAAUGCAUACUAUGUUAGGUCUAUUAGUACGUUGAAGCCAAAAACGACCACCCACGAUGACCAAGUGAUCAUUUUCCUUUCUUUGGGACUACAUAAUUGGUCUGUUAUAUGUAAUAGACAUCACAUCUUUACCGUUUUAUUAAUUAAAUAUAGUUGAUUUUAAGUAAUAAUGUGCAUUAAAUAUUGUUAAAUGCAUGUAUGCAUACCAGUCCAAAAGCCUUGCUUAAUCAUUCCUUUAAAUGGCUGAUUGAAUAUUGUCCAAUGUUGCAUUCUGAAGAUUCAAAUGUAUAAUUUGUAUGUGUUUUUAUAUAUUUUAAAAUAUUUGAGAAAUAUAAGAUUUUUUAUUAAAA